AUGGAAAGUAACUUCAGAACACUUCUUGUGCUUCUCUCAUUAGUAGCUCUCGGAAGCUGCGAGCUUAAAAAGAUGGAAGAAAAUUCAAUUUCAUUCGACAGUUCACUUCCUCCACAAAUAAGAAAUCUGAAUUUAUUGAAAAAACAGACAGAUGGAAUUAAAAGUCCUAAAAAUAAAGAAACAUUUUCAAAUGACGUUGAGGAAUUCGAAAACGUUCUACUUGAAUAUGCUGGAGAUAUUCUUAACCGAAAAAAUAUUACUAUUAUGCCAGGCGUGUAUAUCGAGAAGAUAUCAGCAAAUAUAACAAAUGAUAAAAUUGAAAAGAAAUCAUUUGAAGAGAAUUUAAUUUCAUCUGUUAAGGAUUACACAAGCACACACACUUUAAGGAUUGAUAUGGCACGAGCUUUGUCAGAUACUGGGCGAUUAUUUUUUUUCAAAGGCAAUUAUUUUAAAAAAAACGCUUCUUUUAUUUAUUUAGGAUUGAAAAAGUUCAUGUGGCCAUUAUUCAUUGGAAUGCAAGUUGUAAAAACAGUUCUUCUUGUACUCUUCCUUCCCAGUAUAAUUGGAUCCGUUGGAAGGAUUGUUGGCAAAGGUUUGCCAUCCCUUUCGGGAACAUUCUCACAAUUUUCGCAGCAAAACGCAAAUAUUGAAACGAUUGAUGAUUUAGAGUUCAAAGACAACUCCAUGAAUAGUGAUCACGAAGCGGAAGGAACAAUAAAUUCUGCCUAUCAAUACAACAUUCCAAAUUCAAAAAAUAACAAUUUUGUAUCGCAAAUGUAUGAUGCCGCUCAAACAAAUAAUGCUUUGUCACAGCUUGGAAUGGACCGUGUAAUGAAUGUUGAUAAUAUCAACAAAAACAACGGUUUCCUGUCAAAACGUGAUGACUUCAAAGUCUUCCAUGAUAUUCCAUCAUCAUCACUUCUUUUGACAAAUUAUGAUCCAUUCUACAGUCCCCUUUUAUCAAGACUUGAUGCCGUCUUCCAACAACUUGGUCUUGAUUCUGGGAAGGAUGAGAGCUGUCGAGAAAAGUUGGUUUGCUUGAUGUACUCAAAUCCUGCAAAAUAUGCGCCCUACUCAAAUUUAGUGUCAGCGCAGUUAAGCCGCGAACUAAACGAGCUGAGAAAACCGACAUCCGAUAACCCAGAUAUUUUACGAUUCUUCCGAUACAUGCGAUCCGCAAAGGAUGGCCAAGACGGCAUCGAUUGUGAAAUUGCUUAUAAGGAUUGUUUGACGUUCAAUGACAUGAGUGGACCGGCUAUGAUAAAUACAUUUAAUGAAAUAAAUAAGCUUGUUCAAGCCAGAAAGCUUUAAAAAUUUAUUUUAUUAAUGUUGUUGUUUGCUGUUUAUAUUAAACCACGGGAUCCUUAAGUCAUCAUAAUACCUCGAGCUUGUAAAUUUGUUAUAUACUUAUUAAUAAAAAAAAUCAUUAACAACUCAUGGCUGCAAAAAUUGAAAUAUUCCGAAGAUGGGAUCCCUCUUGGAGUUAAUAUCAACACGGGAUUGCUAAUACAAAAAGUCAUUUAGGUAAAUAAAAUCAUAAAAUCAAUAGCAGAAAUUUCUUAUUCAUCACUUUGCAUUUAGCAACGAUUCAUUCAUUUUAAAAUAAUGGAUUUAGUUGAUAAUUCUUUUUUGAUUUCAAAAGUAACUUUUGACUUAAGCCGCAUUAUUAAUUUACGUCUCUGAUGACGUGAAAUGAUUUUGAUUAAAGCUGUAAAAGAUUUUUGAACCUUAAGAUUAAUGAAAAGUUGUUGAAGAUUUCAUUAAACAUGUUUUUGAUUAAUAUUUAAGGCAUAUUUAUGUAGUUCAACAUUAUUUAUUUUAUUAAUAAUUAGCAUUUAAGGUGAUGAAAAAUGUCAAUAAUCAACAUGUAUUUGCUUUCGGGGUGAUGUGAAUUGAUCUUGCUUUAAAUGAAACAACCAAGAAAUUUUAAUUAAUAUUUUAUUGGCUUUCCUUUAAAGCAUGAUUAUUUUAAAUAAAAAAAUAUUGGAAAAUUUA
Molecule: messenger RNA, 1995 nt
Organism: Clunio marinus
Lineage: Eukaryota; Metazoa; Arthropoda; Insecta; Diptera; Chironomidae
Source: the annotation of a GenBank genome assembly